AUGGCACUAAGACAUUUCCUCAAAUACAUCGAAGCCUUCAAUGCAAAGGACUACCACGUCCAGCAUAGCUACUACCACCAAGAUGUCACACUUGCCAUCCCCGAUCCCGAGAUCGGAACACUUAUUGGAUCAACGGGAAUCAUGAGACAUUAUGCCAUGGUCCACGCCGAUGCCCGGGAAACCGUCGUCCCGAUGUUCGUCAUGUUUGAUGGCCCGCGGAUCUUCUUCAGCAUGGAGGCUUACUUCCUUUAUACCCGUGUCACCAAAAAUGCGGUCCAUAGCCACAAGGUCAAGGCUGGAGAUGUGAUUCGAGUCAAGGUUUGGGCGACCUAUGAUAUGGUUGAUGGAAAGAUGGCAAAGAUUACUUGUAACGCGCUGAGUGAUGAGUUUCUGGGACAGGUUAAUGUGGACGAAUUGAUUCAGGAAAGUUGGAGUCGUUCGGAUGAGAAUGUGAAGGCAAACUGGAAGAAGCCUACUUCUGUUCUAUAG
Molecule: messenger RNA, 489 nt
Organism: Penicillium verhagenii
Lineage: Eukaryota; Fungi; Ascomycota; Eurotiomycetes; Eurotiales; Aspergillaceae
Product: nuclear transport factor 2 family protein
Exons: 1
Coding region: 1-489 (162 amino acids)
Source: RefSeq, a predicted model, not a curated record